GACACGAGCCUGCCCGAGGUCCUCAACUACGACUACCUGGAUGCCAUCUCCCGUGCCACGGACCAGGGCUCCUGCGGCAGCUGCUGGGCGUACGCGUCCACCGCGGCACUGAACGCGCACGCCGAGCUCAACAACAACACCAACCGGUAUUCCGUCGCCCAGAUCGUGGCCUGCACCCCCAACCCGCAGAAGUGCGGCGGCAACGGAGGCUGCGAGGGGGCCACGGCCGAGCUGGCCUACGAGUACGCGCUGACUAGCGGCCUCAGCCUGGAGUCCGAGUUCCCCGCGAGGCCGGGCGGCGCGCAGUCCGCGUGCCCCGAGCACCAGAAGGCGCCCCAGUCGCUGCUGGCCGCAGGCAUCGCCUCGAAGGCCGUGAUCAUGCCGGACGGGUCCGAGAAGCACAUGCUGGCCGACGAGCUGCGCGGCGGCAGGGCCAUCGGCAUGCUGGGCUGGACCAAGCUGCCCGAGAACAAGGAGGGGCCGCUGGUGCGCGCGCUGGUGGAGCAGGGCCCGCUCGCCAUCGCGGUGGCCGCGGGCGGCGACUGGAACUGGUAUUACCACGGCAUCCUCACGCCGCAGGGUUGCGACAGGAAUCACGUCAUCAGCCACGCGGUCGUGCUUUACGGGUACGGCAAGGCUGUGAGCGCGAAGCACGGGGACGUGAAGUACUGGCGCAUCAAGAAUUCGUGGGGGAGCAAUUGGGGCGAGGACGGCAUGCUCCGCCUGCAGCGCCUGGACGAGGAGGACAAGGAGUGCGGCUGGGACAUGAAGCCCGAAGUGGGCUCGGGCUGCACGGGAGGCCCCUCGAAGGUGUGGGUCUGCGGCUCCUGCGGCAUCCUCUACGACGCCGUGCUGCCGAUGUUCCGGAUGUGA
Molecule: messenger RNA, 873 nt
Organism: Prorocentrum cordatum
Lineage: Eukaryota; Dinophyceae; Prorocentrales; Prorocentraceae
Source: the annotation of a GenBank genome assembly